AGCACUUUCAGUUGUUUAUUAACGUCUAUUCCAUUAAUAUGACAGUUCCUGUGAUAAUUUUGUUGUUGGCAGUGAUUUUUUUCCUGGCAUUUAUUUUCACCACUCUUCGACAGAGAAGCUUAAGACAGCAUCCAAAUAAUAAUUAUCAUAUUCCACGACGAUGUUCCAAUAUUAAUUGUGCUCAACCUGUCGUUCAGACUACGACCUGUUCAAAUGUGAUAUAUACUAUUCCUACUAACGACCCUAAUAGAUUUUCAACAAACAUUUCCACGACACUUCGUCAUCAUUAUGACUUACCACCAAGUUAUGACCAAGUUGUGAUUCAAACGGUUCAAACGCCAUCGACUCCACCCACACAACCAAUAACUGCGCCUACACAAUUGCCAGAAAGACCACCAAAUUAUGCGGAAGUACCAAAAUAGUUCAAACUAACCCGAAUAACAUCACACUUCUCUUUUAUUAUUUUAUAUUCACAACAAUAAAAACAUUUUCAUUAAUAAUUUAUCACAAAAAUCGUUGAACUGUUUCUUCUCGGGAGAGUAUUUUCCAGCGACGAGAUAGUUGGAUUUUGUAUUGGUUGAGGAGUCAAUAAGGACAUUUUAAUUGCUUCGCUAUAUGCAGGGGGAAGAUCAUCUUUCGAAUUGGGCGAUGAAUUAGAUGCAUAGUUAAUGACUGUUUGUCUUUGUGCUCCUCUUUCUAUUGUGUAGACUGAUAUCCUACAAUCUCCAUUUUCUGCUCUAUUUUGUGCUACAAAAAUAAUCAAUCAUAAGAUAAUUUUAAUUAUUUCAAGUACUCCCAU
Molecule: messenger RNA, 799 nt
Organism: Chironomus riparius
Lineage: Eukaryota; Metazoa; Arthropoda; Insecta; Diptera; Chironomidae
Source: the annotation of a GenBank genome assembly